Pyricularia oryzae 70-15 is the source of this 640-nucleotide messenger RNA. RefSeq lists its product as uncharacterized. The transcript is spliced from 5 exons. The record is from RefSeq and is a predicted model, not a curated record. NCBI's taxonomy places the organism in Eukaryota, Fungi, Ascomycota, Sordariomycetes, Magnaporthales, Pyriculariaceae. Bases 1 to 588 code for a protein of 195 amino acids.
AUGCACUUUUUGGAUCGCAUACUGCAUCUUCCCGGCGCUGACCCAUUGAAUUGGGACUUCUCCAAGACGCCCGCCUGGACUUCUACUAAAAAGUUCCCCAUCAAGCCCCCGAUGAAUUUGGAGUUUAGCCCAUGUCGAGUGAAUCAGAUUAUGCGCCAGCAAGCGUUGGGCGCAUGUAACACAAAGUGCCUUCCGGAUCCGUGCAUGUACCUGCUGUUCCGGCUGCUGGUCCGGUGGCGGCAUGCCGGCCUUGGCCGAACAAGCCCGAAUCUGGCACCAUUGGCCGGAUACCGCAAGGAGUUCUACAUUCUAGAUCUCUCCCGCGUUGCAUUUGUCUACUCUGGGAGCCUUACCACGCUAGGCAGAUUUCCCCCACUCAGCCAUAAUGAAUUGCUAGGCCAGGCGAUCAAAAAGCUGACAAAAUUGAGCCAGGACACACUGAACCCAGGCCAGUCCGACUUCAUCUACCUCAAAGUUCGGGCUCACCAAGGCAUCCGCCCGACCCAAGGAGCCCCUUGGCUGCCAUGGACUGUUGCAUCGCCUUUGAGCAAACCUUCCGCGUCUUUGAGAUUGACCGCCAUUCAGUAGCUCCUGCGCUUCACCCGCAGUACAACGGAUCAUAUGACCAUCUGCGCCCCCC